Molecule: messenger RNA, 3000 nt
Organism: Trichomonas vaginalis G3
Lineage: Eukaryota; Parabasalia; Trichomonadida; Trichomonadidae
Product: armadillo (ARM) repeat-containing protein family
Exons: 1
Coding region: 1-3000 (999 amino acids)
Biological process (GO): protein import into nucleus
Cellular component (GO): nuclear envelope; cytosol
Source: RefSeq, a predicted model, not a curated record
AUGGAUUUUAAUCCAUCUGCUUUCCUAGUUCUUCAAUCACAAGAUCAGAAUGCUCUCGAUAGUUUAAUGAGCGAAAUUGACGAGCUCCACCAAAAUCCAAAUUUCAUUUUCGCUCUUAUUCAAUCAUUAACAUCUGAUGUAUGCAAAAACCUCUUUAUUGCCAAGCAAAUAUUGAUCCAAAUCAAAAAUUCAAUCAGACUCAAAUGGUAUGAGAAUGAUUUUUGGCCAGACGAAGCUAAAAAAGUUAUAAUUGAAAACGCUUUCCAAUUGCUCUUUGUUUUACCCAACGAAAUCCGUAAUUACAUAACAUACAUCUUUGAAGAAAUCGCUCCUCGCUAUUAUUCUUAUACAUGGUGGGUUGAAUAUUGCAUCACUUUGUUCGACCAACAUUCAGAAUUGACAGAAGUUGCUUACCUAAUGACCAUUGUCAACUUUUGGUUCAAGUCAUGCUCCGAAAGAAUUGAUUCAUAUGAAUCAGUAAUUGAUGAGAUUUCAAUACAAUUAUUCCAAAGGAUUUAUGCUUACUUUGAUACAUCAAUUGAAAACGCUUACAACAAUUGCAACUAUGCAAUUUUACUUGAUAUCAUUAUCAAAUCUCUGAGAUAUUCACUAAGUUUUUCAUAUUUAAUCCCCGAGAGUGGAAUUUUCGAUAAUAUCAUUCCAAAAGUUUGCUCAUUGCUAACAAUGUCUGAUUCAUCUAAUGAAUUUGUUACAUUGAAAGUUUCAAUCUUAAAAUUAUUAAAUACUUGCCACUCAACAUUAAUUGGCAAGCAGAAGAAAAAGAAAGCGAUAUCAAAAGAUCCUAGAAGAGUUGAAUUCGCUGCUCACUUCAGAGAAGCACUUUCUCCGAUUAUUUCACAAACAAUUCAAACAAUUCUUCCAAAUCCACAUAAUCCUGCUGUUCUCGGAAGAAUUAUUUAUACAAUAUAUCAGUUGAUAUUCUUUUCUAUCGAUACAUCAUUAAUUAAUGAGAGUUUGUUUAAUUUGAUUAUUUCUGCCUCUCAAAUUACCCCAGAUUUACUUAAAGAGCUCGAAUCCAACCCACAAUUAUUCAUUGCUCAGGAAAUGGAUUACAACCUCAUCAAGAAAUCCAUUCCUAGAAACGUAACUUUUGAAAUUAUUAACACAUUAUUAACAAAACACAACAUUGAGGGUAAUGUUAUUAUUCAAUACAUUUCUCCUGAUAUUGAAAAUGAUAAUCCUGAAGUCAUUGAUGCUAAAUUGUUCUUAAUUGGAGCUUUAGAUUAUUGUUUCAAGCAAAAAGAGUUCGAAAAAUACCAAAAAGAUCAACUCAAAGCCGAGAAGCAUCAUAAAACUAUCGGAGAAUUUGAAGUCCCUAAUGUUCUACCACCAGAAGUUGCUGAAAUUUGUGAAGCAGUUAUUGCUCAUCCAAAUUCUCCACUUUAUUUGGUUCUUACAGCUCUCCAUGUUUAUGCAAAAGUUGUAAGACAUGUUGAUCCAGAACAUGGCUGUGCUGUUGCAUUAGAAGUUAUGCAAACUGAAGUAGCUCAAUCAAAUCCACUUGUUGUUUUGUUCAGUUCCAAACUAUUUAAUACUUGUUAUAAGAGAAUUUCGGGAUCUUUCGAAUUCGACAUAACUCCAUUUGUUGAACUUGUUAUCAAUGCAGCAAUGGAACUUCCUGCUCGUGGUUUAUUCAAGUUCUUCUCCCUUUUGGUCGAAAAGAACCCUCAAUCUGUUGUUCCAUGCAUUUCUGAUGUUGUUCAAACUUUGACACCAUUUUUAGUUGAAACAAUUGGAAACGAAGACCAAUCAUGCGUUAAUACAACAGCAGAUUACAUUGUUAGCACUCUUGUUGACAUCAUGGAUUAUAUACAAGACAAUACAGAGAUUAUGACAUCUCUUCUUGAGUUGAUUUAUCCAACAAUUGUCGAAUUAGUUGCUUCGGCAAAUCCAACAUUUCCUCAUGAAGAUUUCAUAUUAAUUCUAUCAUUCUUCUCAUUAAAUAUUAAGAACCAUGAUAGAGUUUUCUAUGAAGGAUUUAUUAAUGUUUAUAAUGCCAUGAUUGCUCAUGAUGAUUUCUCUCAAAUUUUACUCAAAACAGCAACACCAAGAUUUGUUUGGUAUCUUUAUCCUUUGAUUGCUGAUCAAAACGAAUUCGCUGCUGACCAGGCAUUUUCUACUGCUGCAACAGAGUCAGCAAUGCUUCUUUAUAACUUGUUCAUACAACAUAAGAAAGAUGGAGGAUUCACAUGCGAUCCAUUACCAUAUAUUUUAUAUUUGAUGGCUGUUGUAACACAAGGAUAUGGAAUUGUUGACUCAUUUAUUCAAGUUGCUUAUGCUCAAUUAGAAAAAUUUGUGACAAAGUUCCAACAGAAGAAGAAGCCAAGAAGCAAUUGCAACAUGAGAAUUAUUGUUGCACUCGUUUAUUUGCUUUCAGCUUCAAGUCAAUACAACAUUGAAGUAUUGCAAGGAAUAGCUCAAAACGAAACAAUUUUGAACUUCUUCUUGAAUGUAAUUCCUCAUCAUGUUUUGACAACAUACAAAGAAAGCAAAGCAGGAAUAAUCCUUCUUUUGAAUUUAUUAAAGCUCGGUGUUACUCCUGCUUUCCAGGCAGCUUGUUACAUGGUUAACAGACUCUUGAAACUCAAAGAACGUGAUAAUUCUGAUGACGAAGAUGAAGAAAAUGUCGAUAAUGAAGAAAACGAUGAUGAUUCAGAUUCAUCGGAUGACUCCGAUGAUUCCGAUUCUGACGACAGUGACUCUGAUUCAGAUGACUCAGAUGAUUCCGAUUCAAGUGAUUCCGACUCUGAUUCUGAUGACGACAGUGACGAUGAUUCAGAUUCCGAUGAAGAGGAAGAGACAAAGGAUGAAUCUGACGAUGAUGAUUAUAUUGUCAGUGAUAGAAUCAUUUGUCCUUACCAUCUUCCAAUGGAAUCAAUCAAUGAAUUCGAAAUUUUCAAGUCACUAGUCGAAGAAAAUUCAGGUUUGAUAGGAUUGAUAUCAGAAGAUGAAGCUAAAGUUCUUCAUGAUCAUUUCUAA